Messenger RNA from Morus notabilis, 3779 nucleotides. RefSeq names its product probable LRR receptor-like serine/threonine-protein kinase At1g12460. The coding region runs from base 883 to 3540 and encodes 885 amino acids. The record is from RefSeq and is a predicted model, not a curated record. Gene Ontology annotation, biological process: protein phosphorylation. The transcript has 2 exons. Lineage: Eukaryota; Viridiplantae; Streptophyta; Magnoliopsida; Rosales; Moraceae. Gene Ontology annotation, molecular function: protein binding; protein kinase activity; ATP binding.
AAGUACAGACGAAAAGAAACAGUAAAAGAAAAAGACCAUUCCUUUGUUCUUCUUCUUCUUCACUAGCUUCCUUCUUAUUUAUUUUUUCUUUUAAAUGGGGAGAGAAAAUUUCUGUGGUGUGGAAAUGAUGAUGAUCAUGGAGGUUAAUGGCAUGGUUGGUGAGAGAGAAUAAAUGCUGUGAGAGAGAGACAGGUCCUACUUGGUGCCCAGACAGAGGAAGAGAGAGACAAACACAAAGGGGUUUUAGUUUUUUUAGUUUUUUUUUUUUUAGUUUCAUAUCAUUGUAAUACAUGAAAGUGUCUGUAAAAUAAAAGGAAAGUGUAGAGAGAGAAAGAGGAGAGAAAAUGGACAUGCACGUGGUUCAGUUUGUUCACUUGGGUCGUGGCAAACUGCUGUUCUUUGCUGUUUUUUUAUUUUUUAUUUUCAUUUAUAAUUAAAUUUUGUUCUACUUUGUAAGUUCUCAAUAGCAAUUAAAGCCCAUACCUUCCUGCCCACCAUUUCCCUUCUCUCUUGCUUUUUGCAAAGAUCAGAUUUUGGGGUCCUUUUGUUCAACCCCAGAAAAAAAAAUUGUUCUUUUUUUUUUGGUUUAAUUCAAAUGGGCAUUUGGGUUUCUAAUUCUUCAUGAACAAAAAAUGUGCUCGAGUGAAGAAAAGAUGUUGCUAUGUGGCUAUGACGAUCUGAAUGUUUCUCAUUCUGGUUUGUUGUUUAUGCCGGGAAAUCCAAGUGCCAAAAAAAACGACAACAUUUGGUGGAAGAACAACAGACUAUAGCAGAGAAGCUUGGAUCUAACUUCAUUAAUCUUGUCCAAAUGCCAUAAUGCCAAACGGGUAGAUUCUGUUUCUAUUUUUUUUUUUACUUCUCAUUUAUACCCUUGUUCCGAGCAUGAGAAAACCCCGCCAUUUUAGUCCUUGUCAUGCUCUUCUUUUGUGCUUGCUUUAUUGCUUUCUUGGGCUAUUGAAUUGUGUUUUGCCUGCAACUGAUGAGAGAGAGAUUCUGCUUCAAUUCAAAGGGAAUGUUACAAAUGAUCCCUACAAUAGCUUGGAAUCAUGGGCUCCAAGUAAAAAUCCUUGUGUAGAUUAUAAUGGUGUGUUUUGUAACUCUGAUGGGUUUGUGGAGAGGAUUGUUUUGUGGAACUUCAGUUUGAGUGGAACACUUUCUCCUGCUUUGUCAGGGCUAAAGUCUUUGAGGAUUCUGACACUGUUUGGAAACCUGUUUAGUGGCAAUAUCCCACAAGAAUAUGGCGAUAUUAAAACCUUGUGGAAGAUCAAUGUGAGCUCAAAUGCCUUAUCAGGAUCAAUCCCGGAGUUUAUUGGCGAUUUGCCAAACAUUAGACUUCUCGACUUGUCAAGGAACGGUUUCACUGGGGAGAUACCAUCAUCUUUGUUCAGGCAUUGUUACAAAACCAAGUUUGUUUCCUUGUCUCACAACGCAUUUUCGGGUUUGGUCCCGGAAUCUCUGUCUAAUUGCUCCAACCUUGAAGGGUUUGACUUCUCUUUCAACAAUCUGAGUGGUGGGGUUCCAUCAAGGCUCUGUGAUAUCCCAAGGCUUGAUUAUGUUUCAUUAAGAAGCAAUGCAAUAUCAGGAGGUGUUGAGGAGCAACUCUCGGUCUGCCGGAGCUUGAAAGUGUUGGAUCUUGGUAGCAAUUUUUUCACUGGUUUAGCUCCUUUUGGGGUUCUUGGAUCUGUAAAUCUAACUUACUUCAAUGUGUCAUUCAAUGGUUUUACUGGGAGGAUUCCUGAUAUGACAGAUUGUGGUGACAAAAUCGAGUUUUUUGAUGCUUCAAGAAAUGGUUUUGAUGGGGAGAUCCCUGUGGGAAUUGCAAAUUGUAGAAGUCUUAAGGUUUUAAACUUGGGGUAUAACAGGCUUAUUGGAAGUAUCCCAACUGAGCUUGUUAGACUAGAGAAGCUUGUGGUGAUUCAGUUGGGGAAUAACUCUAUAAGCGGUGUAAUUCCCCAGGGGUUUUCUAGCAUUCAGCUUCAGGUUUUGGAUUUCCACAAUCUCAACCUUGUUGGAGAAAUACCUGCUGAUAUAAGCGACAGCAAACUUCUUCGUGAGCUGGAUGUUUCUGGCAAUGCCUUAGAGGGAGAAAUUCCCAAUACUCUUUACAACAUGGCUAACCUUGAAAUCCUCGACCUACAUCGAAAUCAUCUCAAUGGAAGCAUUCCACCGACCCUCGGAAACUUGUCAAAACUGCAAAUUCUUGAUUUGUCACAAAAUUCACUUUCAGGGCCAAUCCCUCCUUCUCUUGGGAGCCUAAAAGAUUUAACCAAUCUUAACCUUUCCUCUAAUAAUCUCUCUGGCACCAUUCCUUCUACCAUCCAGCAAUUUGGCAUCUCCGCAUUUUCUGACAAUCCCUUGCUCUGCGGUAACCCUUUGGACAAGCCUUGCACAGGCAAUGGUACAGCACCUUCAAGUCAGAAGAAAAAAAAUCCCCUAACUGUGUCUGCCAUUAUUGCAAUUGUUGCUGCUGCAGUGAUCCUUACAGGGGUAUGUCUAGUGUCUGUUAUGAACAUUGUUGCCCGAAGGAGGAAGAAAGACGAGGAGCAGAUGGUUGUUGAGAGCACCCCACUCCCUUCAACCGAUUCGAGCGUCAUAAUUGGGAAACUGGUUCUUUUCAGCAAAAGCUUACCCUCAAAGUAUGAAGACUGGGAGUCUGGCACAAAGGCCUUGCUUGACAAGGAGUGUAUGAUAGGUGGUGGAUCAAUUGGGACAGUCUAUAUGACGACUUUUGAAGGUGGGGUCUCCAUUGCGGUGAAGAAGCUCGAGACUUUGGGAAGGAUAAGAAACCAAGAUGAAUUCGAGCAGGAAAUCGGACGGCUAGGCAAUCUCCGGCAUCCCAAUUUAGUAGCCUUUCAAGGUUACUACUGGUCUUCCAGUAUGCAGUUGAUUCUAUCUGAGUUUGUCCCGAAUGGGAACUUGUAUGACAAUCUUCACGGUCUUCACUAUCCAGGCACCAGCACUGGUGGCGGCAAUAGUGAAUUGGAUUGGUCAAGGAGGUUCAAGAUUGCUCUGGGCACGGCGCGAGCCCUUGCCUACCUUCACCAUGAUUGUAGGCCACCAAUUCUCCAUCUCAACAUCAAGUCCACCAACAUUCUCUUAGAUGAGAACUACAAUGCCAAGUUGUCAGAUUAUGGCUUGGGAAAGUUGCUUCCCAUCUUGGACAACUAUGGCUUAACCAAAUUCCACAAUGCUGUGGGAUACGUCGCUCCAGAGUUGGCACAAAGCUUGAGAUUGAGCGAGAAGUGCGAUGUUUAUAGCUUCGGGGUGAUUCUUUUGGAGCUGGUCACAGGUAGGAAGCCAGUUGAGAGUCCAAGGGCUAGUGAGGUUGUGGUGUUGUGUGAAUAUGUAAGGGCAUUGUUGGAAAGUGGGUCUGCUUCAGAUUGCUUUGAUAGAAGCUUGAGGGGUAUUGUGGAGAAUGAGCUUAUUCAGGUCAUGAAGUUGGGGCUUAUAUGUACAUCUGAGGUUCCUUCUAGAAGGCCAAGCAUGGCAGAGGUUGUUCAGGUUCUUGAGUCCAUUAGAAAUGGAUCAGAAUCACAAUGACCUUAGAGAAGUGUUGUAUUUGUUACCUUAGAGAAAGCAUUUUAUGGAGCAGAAGGGAUCAGAGUAAUAAUACUAGUAUAGCUGGGAUAGAAUUUGGGCAAUUGUGAAGAGGGAAAAUGGCUCUUAGAUAGGAAACAAAUAGAAAAAUUCUUUUGUAUUUUAAUUGAGAUUUACCAAAAAAAUCAAUUGUUUCUUUUGUUAUUAGUGAUUCUUCCAAUAAAGAAAUGGUUUUUAUUGUC